AUGGUUAAAGAACUUGAAAUAUCAAACAAUGAAAGACAAUUUAUACUAAAAGCUAUAAUAGAAGGUUAUCGAAUUGACAAUCGAAAGAAAUCUGACUUUAGAAAAUUAAACAUAUCAUUUGGUCAAGAAUUUGGUAAAAGCGAGGUCACAUUAGGAUCUACUAGAGUACUGGCAAAAGUCUCAUGUCAAGUAACACGACCAUACCAGGAUCGACCUAGUGAAGGUAUAUUGAUUUUAAAUAGUGAAUUAUCACAAAUGGCUUUUCCUAAUUUUGAAAUUGGAAGACCUGAGGAAGUUCUUGUGAAUCGUAUAUUGGAAAAGGCUAUAAAAAGAAGUAGAGCUAUUGAUACUGAAGGGUUGUGUAUUUUAGCUGGAGAGAAAGCAAUUGAUAUACAUUUUAUUGAUAAUGAUGGAAAUAUAAUUGAUGCAGCAUGUAUUGCUGCAAUAUCAGCACUUUCACACUUUCGAAGACCUGAUGUUACUGUUAUUGGACAAGAUGUUACAAUAGUGAAUCCUACACUUCAAGAAGAACAAACCAAAUCAGGUGAUAUGACUAUUACAUUAAAUGAUCAUAAAGAAAUCUUUGCACUGUCAAAAGCAGGUGGUGUAGCAUUGGAAAUAGAAACAAUUAAAUAUUGCACAAAGAUUGCAACUACAAAAGUAAAUUGGCUUGCAGAACAAAUUAAAUUAGCAUUGGAAAAAGACAAUGAAAAAAGAUGA
Entrophospora candida is the source of this 720-nucleotide messenger RNA. The record is from the annotation of a GenBank genome assembly. NCBI's taxonomy places the organism in Eukaryota, Fungi, Glomeromycota, Glomeromycetes, Entrophosporales, Entrophosporaceae.